GUUCAGGAAGCUCCACUUUCCACGCUGGUGUUCACGCAAGACAAAUACUGGGCCAACGUUUUCGAGAACUCCACGAAGGAGAUGAACGUGGUGUCAUUGGGAGUAAAGGGGCCUCCCGCUCAACCACCACGUCCACUACUCCAUCCUCAACCCCAUGGAGAGCUUCGAGAUCCGCCCCACAGCAGGAGUGAUCAAAACUACCGGGAAACCUUUCGACCGGGAAGCUAUGGACCACUACACGCUGGUCGUCCAGGCGAGGGAUGAGGAAGUGCCAGGGAAACUCGCCUUGGUCUUGGUACACGUGGCAGUGAUGGACGUGAAUGACAACGAACCCGUGUUCCUCAACCAGCCUUACUACGCCCUUGUCUCCACCAGUGCUCCCAGAGGACACGUGGUCACUAAGGUGAGGGCAGUAGAUGCGGACGCUGGUGAGUUUGGUAGCGUGAGAUACGAACUAGUGCGCGGCAGCGGCGAGCUCUUCUCAGUGAACAAGAAGACGGGAGAGAUCUCCUUGAAGCAGUCACUCAUGGUGCCCGAGAAGACUUACAGCCUCACUGUGGCAGCCUACGAUGGAGGCAAGCAGCCGCUCAGCUCCCAGGCUCAUGUAGUGAUACGAGUGGUCUCGGCUGAGGGGCCCAUGUUUACCUCUGCUGGCUACGUGGGCGUAGUUGCCGAGGACGCGGCAGAAGGCACACCCGUCGUCAGAGUGGAGGCUGCUAGUCCUUCAGGAGAGCCCAUCAUGUACACCAUCGUCGCUGGUAACAUUAACGAGCACUUUGCUCUCGACUACUCCACAGGUGGCAAUGCAGUGGAAGCUCAGUGUGUGAUCCAGACCACAGGCUCGCUAGACUACGAGGCCGCCCACGCCCACAACGUGACGGUACGAGCGAGAGAUCCCGUCACGGGCGGGUACACAGACGCCCACGCCACCAUCACCGUCACAGAUGUCAACGACAACCCCCCGGUGUUUAGCAGUCACCUGUACAAGGGCAGCGUGUCUGAGGCUGCUUCACCUGGCCACGUGAUUGUCCAGGUGUCAGCUAGUGACGAGGACACGGGAGCUGGUGGGGAGGUGCGUUACUCCUGCGGUAAUGGCUGCGACCUUUUUGAAGUCCGCGCUGAAGAUGGUGUGGUGCUGCUGAACGGUCACCUGGAUGCAGAAACAGAGUCUCAACACCUCCUUACUGUCGUAGCCACGGAUGCUGGCCUCCCGCAGCACUCCUCCACUGCCUCAGUCAUUGUCGAAGUGUUGGACUUCAAUGAUAACCCUCCGGCCUGGCGUCAGGAUAGUUACUCGUGCAGAGUGUCGGCCGAGGCCCAGCCUGGUCAUGUUGUGUCUGCCAUGUCUGCUCAUGACCCCGACGCUGGCCAUCUCACACCCCUUCACUACGCUAUUCACUCAGGAGACAGAGACACGAUCUUCAAGAUGGAUGCUAUCACAGGGCUGCUGACAGUGACCGCACCACACAAGCUGGAGAACAUCACGUCUCUCAACCUGAACAUGUCCGUGAGUGAUGGUGUACAUGUGGCUUUCACUGGUCUCCACGUCGCCGUUGUCCCGUCCAACCACCACGCCCCCAGGUUCCAGCGUGUGGUGUAUGAGGGCGAGAUAGAGGAGAACUCUGCUCCAGACCAGCUGGUGUUGUCACUGAACGCUCACGACCCUGACGCUGGGGGCUUCGGUGCUCUCCACUACCACAUCCUACACCAGACAGCAGAAGGCGCCUUUAAGAUUGACAGAGACGGCAACAUAUACUCAGAGAGCCAACUGGACCGCGAGGUCACCAGCGUGCACAACUUGCGAGUGUCUGUAACAGAUGAGGGUGGCCGUGCAAACUUCGCGGUGGUGCGCAUCGCCGUUCGCGACAAGAACGACAAUGCACCUCAGUUCACGUUGCCAGAGUACCAAGCCAACAUCAACACUGACGUGGCUCCAGGCACCAGCAUACUUAAGGUAGAGGCCACUGACGCAGACGAGGGUGUCAACAGCCAGGUGCAGUACCACAUGUACGAGGCCAACAGCUCCGAGGCGCUCACAUUGUUCAAGGUGGACCCUACUUCUGGUCAGGUCGCCCUCGCUGUUAGUGUCCAAGGACGAGAGAACGAGGUGUACCAGUUCUUCAUCCGUGGAGAGGACGGUGGUUCUCCUCGUCACCACAGUGACGUCCCCGUCACAAUCUUCCUCCUGGGGAGGGAGGACAGGCCCCCCCAGUGCGCCAGACAGUACGCUCAAUUCUUCCUCAGAGAGGACGCCCCGCUUGGCACUGUGAUAACGUCACUGUGGGUGGAAGGCCCGCAGAAGGUGCAGUAUUCCAUCCUGGCAGACGAGGCCGCCGAGAGAUGGGUCGAGGACGCUGCCAGCUCCCGAGAAAGCUCGGGGCCCUUUGCCCUGACGCCUUCAGGACUGGUGAUCGUUAGACGCAGUCUUGACCACGAGAGACGUCGAACUCACCGCGUCACUCUCACUAACCAGACGCUGGCCACACCCCCAGCACUAGACUACAUGACUAUCUCUGUCGUGGUGAUGGACGUAAACGACUGUCGCCCAGAUUUUGCGGCUGGUCGAGGCAGUGGGUUUUUGGGGGAACGUGAGGUGGAGCUGUUGUAA
Messenger RNA from Cherax quadricarinatus, 2608 nucleotides. The record is from RefSeq and is a predicted model, not a curated record. NCBI's taxonomy places the organism in Eukaryota, Metazoa, Arthropoda, Malacostraca, Decapoda, Parastacidae.